Molecule: messenger RNA, 2965 nt
Organism: Caenorhabditis auriculariae
Lineage: Eukaryota; Metazoa; Nematoda; Chromadorea; Rhabditida; Rhabditidae
Source: the annotation of a GenBank genome assembly
AUGGAAUUCGUUCGAGAGUUGAAUGACUUUCAAAUCUAUGGGCCGAAUCACACUGAAUACAUCUCCAAUUAUCGUUACAAGUGGGUUUUUUUCUGUUCUAAUCGACUCACAAUUGUGUAAGCUAUCUUCUAACAGUCGCAAAAUCCGGCAAAACAGAUUGAGAUAAUUGCCGCUUAAUAAUUUACUACUCGAGCUGCUCCUUAAACAAAAAAAACAAACUUUUAUGCUCCCCAAACUGAACGUCUUCAGAAAAUAUAGUGAAAGUUACAGAACAUAUUUUGGUAUAAAAAGGAUAAGCAUCUGCCAAGAAAUUGUUGAAAACCUUUUUCGUUUUCAGUUUUCCUUCAAAACCAUUAAUUGAUGGAAAAAGCCUCGAAACGACCCCAAUUUUUUAUUUUAUCCCGUUGUUCUGAAUUCUACGAAAAACAAAAACAAUGUGGAAAAUUGCAUGAUUAGAAGCGUGUUUUGCAAGGAAGAGCCAAUUUCGAAAAAACUAGAUCAACCCUUUUGAAAAGGGCAUUCAGAAACUAUUUUCAUCUAUUGAGAUAUGCCCUUCCUUUCGAAAAAGUUGAAGAUCCUCGAGGCUGGACUGUUAAUGUUUUCCAACGAUAUUGGCACCAUUCCAUCACAAUUUCCGUCGUCUAUUUCAUCAUUAUCAAAGGUAUAUUUUCAAUAGGCUGAAAAAUAAAGCAACAAUCGGAAAGUUCAGCGAUUCAAAAAGCGAUGGAAAACCGAAAGCCGUUCGUUCUGAAGACACCACUAGUUUUGUGGAACGGAGCUCUCGCCAUCUUCAGUAUCUGCGGAUGCGUUCGAUUCUCAGAAGUGAGUUCAGUCCAAGAUGUGAAAAAAAAAACUUGAACGUUACGAAUUUCUUGAUGAUUGAUGUUGAAACCAUCUUAUGGCGUUCGAAAAAGUAAUUCAAUUUUCUCAACUCUGUAUCACACAUAGUUCGCUAUAGUUUAAAGAAUUGGUGAGGUUCUCGCGAUUUUUUUUUUGUUAGUUUAAUGGAUAAAAAGGUGCGGUAAGGAUUAGGCUUGAUAAAAAGUGGCUCAGUAAAAGAUAAAAGCCUUUAUAAACAAGAAACCGGAGAUAACCUCACCAAUUCACCCCCAUUUUACCUAAAAUCCAUCAAGAUGUUGGAAAUCGCUAAGAGUGUAGGACAUCAUCCGAGCUCUCUAUGUCGACGGCCUCUACAAGUCGCUGUGCUAUUCUUGUCAUCCCAACGACGUCGCAGCCUUCUGGAGUCUUCUAUUCGCCAUCUCCAAGGUUGAGUGACUUGAAAGUUCCGCGAAAAAAGAAUGGCCCAGAUCGUCGAACUGGGCGACACGCUGUUCAUUGUGUUGCGGAAAAAGCCUCUCAUUUUCCUCCACUACUACCAUCACGCAGCUGUUCUGAUCUACACUGUGCACUCAGGUGAGAGAAUUCGAAUCCUAAAAGAAAGAGAACACUUAUCGAUGAAGUUGGUGGGGAUAGGGUCAAGCGUUGGUCAGAAAUAGAGCAAAAUAUAACUGUGAUGAAGAGCGUCCAGAUCUAGUUAUUUCCUACAAAUGAGAAAAUUGAGUUCAAAAGCUCAAUUACUUUUUAAUAUUAUUGAUAAGUCUUGUCUUGAUUAUGAUUAUAUUUUGACGAAUUUGAUUGAAAUUUUGACGUAAGAGUUCUAAUAAUAAUAAUUUAUUGACAGAUCAGCGUGAGCCCUAACGAGUUCACUUGGAUCUAUAAUUUAAGAGAAUAAAUUAUAAAAAUUAUAAAUCAUUUGAGUCUUGGAGUAAUAGAAAAGAAGAUCUCGUUUAAUGGUAGAUUGAACAGUGAAAGGCUUAGAGUGGUGGCUGAAUUGAAAUUUGGAAGUGAUUUUUUUUCAAGUAGGAAUAGUUUUGAAGAAAAAAAAAUCAUUGGAAAACUGACCUUUAGAACGCAGUCGAAGUGGAUUUCGCCUUAAAUUGGAUCUGAGGCCAAAAAGCUCAAACUUAGUUGAAAGAACCCCAAACUUUAACAUGGACAGAAGUUAAAUCUCCCCAAAUCUCUAACAAUCAAAACUUUUCAGGAGCCGAGCACACGGCGGCUGGAAGAGCUUUCAUUUCGAUGAACUACCUGGCUCAUUCCUGCAUGUACAGUUAUUACGCCAUCUCAGCAGCAGGCUACCGUAUGCCAAAAUGGGCAAGUUAAUUAGAAUUUUCGCUCUAACCACCGUUCAAUUAGGAAAAACUUCCUCCUCUCCUAUUUCCACACUAUAACGCUAAUCGUGCAAAGAACCUCAUUAAAUAGUUAUGAUAGAAUUAUAGACGAAAGUGAACAUUUUUUUAAGUGAAAGCUUAUUUAAAAACUACUGAUUAUCAUAGAAACUGAUGAAUUAGUUCUAAAGAAUUAAACACUGAUUCCGUAGUAAAUUUUUUUGAAAAAAAUUAAUAAGAUACGGUCUUCAAAAAAAUAAGUCUGAGUAAUAUACGUCGCAGUUUCCCCUUUCAAGAACACAAAGAAUCACUAAGAAAAUUCUAAAAAAGACCCUUAAAAGGAGUAGAAUUUUACUAGCAAAAAUAGUGAGGAUAUUUAAGGUGUCUAUGGCGGUGACAACAAUUCAGACAACGCAAAUGUUGGCUGGAGUCGCCGUUUCCUGCUUGGUUUACAAAAUAAAGACGGAAGACAAACUGCCGUGGGUUGAAACUUUAAAAAAAUGCAAUAGUCUAGCAAUUAUUUCUUAUUUCUUAUACGAUACAAACUUCAGAAGAACCGGAGAUUUACAGCUAUGGGAGGGACCAACUUCCCCAGGUUCCGCUGGAUUUUUUUACAUACAUGAAAUCAAAUAAUAACGAAAGAUUGUAAAUACCCACCAGGUCCAUUCAGAUGCCAACAGUCGAUGGCCAACCUUUACCUGGCUUUUAUCAUCUACAUCACGUUCGCCGUUUUGUUCAUCCAAUUCUUCCUCAAAUCGUACAUUUUUGGCUCCUCCAAAAAGCAAAAGAAACAAUAA